Malus domestica (apple) is the source of this 733-nucleotide messenger RNA. NCBI's taxonomy places the organism in Eukaryota, Viridiplantae, Streptophyta, Magnoliopsida, Rosales, Rosaceae. The record is from RefSeq and is a predicted model, not a curated record.
AUAAAAUUAGAAAAGAAAAGGAAAAUUUCACAGCAGUCUAAUCGCGUCUGCUGUAAGUCGUAAUCGUAUUGAAGAAGAAGAAGAAGAAGAAGCAGCAGCAGCAGCAGCAACUAUGGGCAGCUUCCCGGUUGCCGACAAGAAAUUUUCCUUGGAAAUUAAGGGGAACAAGACGGAUGUAGUGAUGUGCAGUUAUGAUGAUCAUUUUCUUGUUAUUGCAACUCAAAUUGGAGCUAUGGGCACCAUACUGCAAGCCAGGAAGGAGGAAGGGAUGGCAAUCCAUCCGACAUUCAACGUGGCUGUAAUCUUCGGCAAGCGAGACGAGCCAAUGCUAGUGUCAUGUGCUCGUCAGCUUAUUGAACACAUCAGGUACAUAUCACCAUUGAUAGACGUAGGUUGUUUUUGCAGUAACUCGGGCUCCUCAAAGCCGUUAAUGCUUUCUCUUGGUCUCAAAGAUCAUUCAGCGGAGACACUGAAAAGCAUUGUUUCAGCUGUUAUCGAGAAUCGCUUCUGGUGAUGGUGUGCUGCCAUUAAAAGUUCCUCAAUCUGCACUAACAUUCCAUCCGGGGUUCAACUAGAGCGUCAUGGCGUCGGAAUCAUUCAUCUAUCUACAAAUAGGGUUGGUCGUUAAGUUGAAUUACGCAUUUUUACAAUCCGUUGUGGUGUUUCGUAAUCCAAAUUGAAUUGUGUUGUGAAAGUGAGCUCAUUCCAAUCCGAUUGAGAUCAGUUUUUUUUA